Molecule: messenger RNA, 1791 nt
Organism: Mesocricetus auratus (golden hamster)
Lineage: Eukaryota; Metazoa; Chordata; Mammalia; Rodentia; Cricetidae
Gene: Chrdl2
Product: chordin like 2
Exons: 11
Coding region: 420-1712 (430 amino acids)
Molecular function (GO): protein binding
Source: RefSeq, a predicted model, not a curated record
UGCGCUCAGCCUCCCCUGCGCCGCCGCCGAGGGUCCUGCCGUCCCAUCGCUCCCCAGGAGGGUGCUGGACCUCGCACCGCAGCGCCGCCGCCAGCCAGCGCCACCCCAGCACUGAGUCCCGAGAGCCGCGCGCCCCGCAGACACCGGCUCUCUAGCUAGCAUCUUCUCCAUUUCUGCCAUCUCUUUUCCUCUAACUCUUCAUCUCCCCAUCUCUCCAUCUCCCCUUUCUCCUCGCCCCCUUCCUACGGUCCUCUCACUCCCACCUGAGACCUCUCCUGUCCUUGGCUCCUCUUCAUCUUUGCUUUUCUGACUUCUCAGACAGCGGUCCUACUUGGUCCUGGGGACUUACUUGUGUUCCUCUCAGAAUCUUACUUUCUCCCGGCUCAUCCCGGGGUUAUCUGACCUUGGGACAAGGAAGGAUGGUUCCGGGGGUGAGAAUCCUCUCCUCUUUGCUGGGACUCCUGAUGUUCUGGUUCCCCUUGGACUCGCAAGCCCGAGCCCGCCCAGGCAAAGUCUGCCUUUUCGGUGAGAAGAUAUAUACUCCUGGCCAGAGCUGGCACCCCUACCUGGAACCACAAGGCACGAUAUACUGUGUGCGAUGUACCUGCACUGAGAUGGGCCAUGUGAAUUGUUACCGCCUCCGAUGCCCACGUCUCCACUGCUCACAGCCUGUGAUGGAGCCACAGCAGUGCUGCCCCAGGUGUGUGGAUCCUCAUCAACCCUCUGGGAUUCGGGCUCCCCUAAAAUCCUGCCAGCUCAAUGAGACCACAUACCAGCAUGGAGAGAUCUUCAGUGCUCAAGAGCUGAUCCCCACCCGCCUGUCCAACCAGUGUGUCCUCUGUAGCUGUAUUGAGGGCCACACCUACUGCGGUCUCAUGACCUGCCCGGAGCCCAGCUGCCCCACCCCACUCCCUCUGCCUGACUCCUGCUGUCAGACCUGCAAAGACAGGACAAACGAGAGCUCCACUGAAGACUUGACACAGCUGCAGCCUGGAGAGAGACAGGGUCCAUGCCCAGAGGAUGGAAAGAGGAGAGGCCCCAGCACCCCAGCCCCUACCAGCUUCAGCUCCCCUCUGGGCUUCAUCCCUCGCUACUUCCGACCAAUGGGAACCGGCAGCACUACUAUCAAGAUUAUCCUGAAGGAGAAGCAUAAGAAAGCUUGCACCCACAACGGGAAGACAUACUCCCAUGGGGAGGUGUGGCACCCUACUGUGCUCUCCUUCGGCCCCAUGCCCUGCAUCCUGUGCACAUGUGUGGAUGGCUACCAGGACUGCCAUCGUGUGACCUGCCCCACCCAAUAUCCCUGCAGUCAACCCAAGAAAGUGGCUGGGAAGUGCUGCAAGAUCUGCCCAGAGGAGGAAGCAGAUGCCGACCACAGUGAGGUCGCUUCCACCAAGUGUCCCAAGGUGCCAGGCCAGGUCUCUGUGUACACGCUGGUAUCCCCCAGCCCAGCUCCAAGCCCAGACAGCCUGCACCGCUUUGUCCUGGAGCAUGAAGCCUCUGACCAGGUAGAGAUCUACAUCUGGAAGCUAGUGAAAGGAAUCUUCCACUUGGUUCAGAUCAAGAGAGUCAGGAAGCAAGAUUUCCAGAAAGAGGCCCAGAACUUCCGGCUGCUCACUGGCACCCAUGAAGGUUACUGGACCAUCUUCCUAGCCCAGACUCCAGAGCUAAAAGUCACAGCCAGCCCAGACAAAGUGACCAAGACAUUAUAACAAGGACCUUAAACAGUUGCAGACAUUAGCUUUAUUGUUUUUGUUAUUAUAUAUUAAUAAAGAAGUUGCAUUACUGCCA